Messenger RNA from Aphanomyces astaci, 1571 nucleotides. RefSeq lists its product as hypothetical. The record is from RefSeq and is a predicted model, not a curated record. Gene Ontology annotation, molecular function: RNA polymerase II general transcription initiation factor activity; DNA binding; TFIIF-class transcription factor complex binding. Gene Ontology annotation, cellular component: transcription factor TFIIF complex; nucleus. The transcript has a single exon. Bases 14 to 1483 code for a protein of 489 amino acids. Lineage: Eukaryota; Oomycota; Saprolegniomycetes; Saprolegniales; Verrucalvaceae. Gene Ontology annotation, biological process: transcription initiation at RNA polymerase II promoter; positive regulation of transcription elongation by RNA polymerase II.
CUUCGGUUGAUACAUGAUUCCGUUGGGACGGAAACCUGAUGCGGCGCCGCGUCGCCUUGGCGUCGGGAGCUCCCGCGGCCCGGCGUCGCUGGUGGGAAGAGGUCCAAACUCACUUCCUGCGCCGAACAAUGCCGGGGAGGUUUUCGACGAGGAGUACACUUUGCGGUUGAUUCCGUCGAUCAAGAAGUACAACGUCGGCCGCUUCAGCGAAGGUCAGAUGCCGACGUUGUCCAAAUGUGUGCAGCCGAUCAAGAUGUUCAAGGAACCCGAGCGUGAGAUUGAGGAUGACGAGGAGGUGAAGGAAGAGCCACAGGGAUGGAACCCCGCGCUGCGGAAGAAGCGGCGCCGACGCCGAAAGGACAACCGCAUCAAGAACUGGAUCAUCCAAGAGAACGACUCGAAGACGCUCUUCUCCGGUACGGUGGAAGGUGGAGUGACGUCGUCGUACAUGCUCAUGGUGAAGGUCCCGAACAAGAACGAGUUCCAGAUGUUUCCCGUGGAGGACUGGUUCCGUUUCAAAAAACCGAUCACGUACCCGACGUUGACGUUGCUGGAAGCGGAAUCCAUGGCCGUGGAGAAGAAGCGCGCGGUGGAGCGUUGGGUGAUGAAGCAUGAGCGGAAGGACGGAAACGACGUGGCGCCGUCGACGUCCAUGAUCACUGGCGCGUUGCGCACGGUCAAGUCCACCGAGGACGACGAAGGCGGCAGCACGAUCUUUGCCGAGCCCAAGGCCCCGCGGCGCGCUCGCGGGGGAGCCAUGGCCAAGAAAUCGGGCAGCGAGGUCGACGCCACAGGCGACGACGGCGGCGAUUUCACCGAGAUCUUUAGUGACGACGAGGGGCAGCAAGAGGUGGAGAAGACCAAGAACGACAUCGCAUCCGAGAGCAGCGAGGACGAAUUCGAAGACGAUGCGACCAAGAAGCCACUGACGGACGAAGGAAAGGCGCUCCAGGAUCUGGUGAAGCGGACGAAGGAGCAGAGCGAGAACCCCGCGGGCACCGCCGCGACCGCCGCCUCCGCCGACGCGAAUCGGGACGACAGCGACGACGACGAGAGCAAGCAGGACAAGGACACGACGGUCGUCAAGCGCUUUGACUUUUACGGCAACCCCGUCAAGGAAGCGGUCCCUCUCGUGGUGGCGGCGGAUGGAGGCGUGAGCGGCGGUGCCGCGUCGGCGGCGACCGAUCCGGAGAAGCGCAAGUUUGACGGGGAUGGGGACAAGCAGGGACAUGCCAAGAAGCCCCAACUUGGCGCCCCAUCGAAACCGUCGGCCGCCCCCAAGUUGACGGAGGCGCUGAUCCAAGAAGAGCUGAUCCGGUACGGCGGGCGCAUGAAGACGAGGGACUUACUCAAGAAACUCAAGAAGCUGCUCGUGACGGCGCAUGACAAGUCGCUGUUCAAGGAUAUUGUGCGCACGAUUUGCGACGUCGAAGAAGACCCCGUCGACGGACGGUUCAUGGUGCUCAAGGUGCAAUUUCGCUGACGGCACUUUGGCCCCUUAAACACACAAAUAUGCAUGAAAAGCUGGAAAAGUACCCUAAAAAUACAAACAGGAAAAACGAAAAUAUUCA